GUGUUGAUAUGCGAUAUAAUUUUAACAUAUGGAUAAUAACACCAGGGCUAGUUUUAUUAUGGAGGGAUAGCUCUUAUUUUUUAAUCAUAUGUAAAUUAAUUAUUUAUAACGUCUACGCCUGAUACUGGUUACUGGCAGAGACCACGUCAAAUGGAAAGCAUGCAGUGUGCAAAAUUGCAUCCAAGGGAGACAACUAAAUCAAAUCGAGAUAUCGAGAGGAAGAUAAUGCAGGAAAGUAAUGGUAUCUGGUCAAAGGGAGAUAACUGAUAGAAUUAGAGACGAGAGAUAAAGAAAAUGUGCGAAAACAAUGCUGCCCUUAUGUCUAAGGGAGAUAACUCACAUAGAGUGUGUUUUCUUGUCCUUUCUGGAAUACCAGGAAGUGGAAAAUCCUCACUUGCUAGAUCACUAAAGACUAGCAGUGUCAAACUUUCUGAUGAAAAUGAUCCAGACAUUCGUAAACUUACUCCAAACAUUAAUGAAAACAUUAAAUCAUCAAGUAAAUCACCACAGCAACUGGAGGCUGAAGCAUCUUAUUAUAGUCAGGUCGCUUCUGACCCUGGGAAAGAAAAGUGCCACAUCUUCCUCAUUUCUUAUGAUGAGUUGAUACCAGAAGACAGAGAGCUUGAGAUGAUUCAAAGUGGUGUCGACUCCGUAUGGAAGACAUCUCGAGAGAAGAUAAUAAACUGUGUUGAAAGUCUGGUGGAAUGUUUGUCGUCAUCAGACAGACAACUGACAAAUGUGGAUAAGCCAAUUGAUGAUGAUGCAUUAUGGGACAGAUUUUGUGAUGUUGUAGAAAUUCAAGGAGCUGGUUUUACAGAUUCAAAGGGAGAUAACUCCAGACUGUAUGUUUUAGUUAUUGACGACAACAUGUACUACCGGAGCAUGAGAUAUAAAUAUUUCCAGCUGGCCCGAAAAUAUGAGCAGGGCUUUUGUCAGGUACACCUAAGAUGUACAGAAGAAUUGGCCAAGGAACGAAACAGUAAGAGGCAAGUCAGGAGAGUUCCAGACGAGGUCAUCAGUACCAUGGCAACCAAAAUGGAGGUGCCUGAUUCAUUGGAAUUCCCAUGGGAAAAAUACUUCUUAAUAUUAGAAAGUUCUUCAAAUUUUCAGAGCCAGCUGUGCGAUAUCGACACACUUGUGCGUUCAGCCAUGUUGGACCCACCGAGGUCACUCCUGGAUGAUAGUGCAGAAAGGGGGGAGAGUCGUCAGAUCUGUUCCGUCAAUCAGCUUCAUCAAGCGGAUCAGGUUCUUCGCAAACUUGUCAGUGCUCGCAUCAAAGAUACAGGAACUGCUAUGUCACAACAGAAAAGGGGCCAGCUUGCCAAAUUCUGCAGUGUGUUAAAAUCACAGAUCCUGAAAGAGCUACGGACUGGUGACAUUCUUGUACCAACAGAUAUACCAACCUUCGAUGCUUCAAAGAUGGAGAACUGCCAGUUUUAUAAAUUUGUUGAAGCCAUUUUCAUCACCAGAACACAGGAUGGUGGAUAUUGAUAUACAUGUAACUUAAAUUUAAUGUAAAUUUUACUGAUUUUUAUUUAUUGUAUAAUAAUUAACUGUUAUUUUACAUGUUAUUAAAAAUUAUUUGAACAAUAUAUUUCUUGUAUGUUCAUUUUAUGAAAUCAUUGAAGUGAGGUUGCUUUUUGAAGGUCAAAUUUUUUCAGUUUCACAAUAUAUUUGAAGCAGAUGUGUACUUUGAACAGAAAAAAGGAAUAAGAACCAUAAUUUUUUCAACUUGCUUAUUUGGGAAAUCUAUUGUAUCCUCUAAAAUAGCCAAAAUUAGAAGCCCUUGAAAAUAAUGACAUUUGAAGUAAGACAACAUCUUCAUGUUGACAUAUAUACAGUUGAAGGCAGUGUGACUUGCACUCUUAGAUAUUCAUGUAUGCUGUGACCUUGUUUAGAGUUCAACCAUCUAUCGGUAUACAGGAUAAAUUUAAUCCUUAAAAUUUGAUGUUAUCAAAAUCAUUAAAUUUUACGUUGCUAAAAUAACCGCAAUAUUACAGAUGAUUGUUCCUUUGCUGGGUUUAUCGCCCCAUGAGCAUCCAGGGUCAGUUUAAGGCUAGGUCACUUUGUAGUAGUUGAUGAUUACCUCUUGUAUUGGCCAAGGACACAACCACAAUCCUGACCAGGCCGGUCUUAGAAGACCAGGGGGGUACCAGUAUUUAUCCUUACCCAGGGAGCGCUCCCAUAUCAGGGUGAAGAAAAGUCCAGUUCUGCUGAAAUUUGAUGUCUUGCCCAGUCAUAUACAGAAUGUAACAGUUUUCAUAUUUGAUCAUCAAUGUAACAUUACCGUGUGAUAAGCCCGAGCCUAACAUUAAAACUUAUUAAAGGUGGCUUAUAGCAAUGUGUUGUAACAUUUUACUAAACUGUAAGAGACACAACUGGGAUUUGCUUCCAGGUGUAGGCUAUUUGCCAAACAAAAGAGGGCUUUUUUCAUCAGAGUAUAGACAAUUUGCCAGAUGCAAAUGAUCUUUGUUAUCAGGUAAAGUCUAUUUGCCAACAUGUGUAGGCUUUGUUACCAGGUAUAGGCUAUUUGCCAAUGUGUGUGGGCACUUUAACUGUGUAUAGGCUAUUUGCCAAUGUGUGUGGGCACUUUAACUGUGUAUAGGCUAUUUGCCAAUGUGUGUGGGCACUUUAACUGUGUAUAGGCUAUUUGCCAAUGUGUGUGGGCACUUUAACUGUGUAUAGGCUAUUUGCCAAUGUGUGUGGGCACUUUAACUGUGUAUAGGCUAUUUGCCAAUGUGUGUAGGGCACUUUAACUGUGUAUAGGCUAUUUGCCAAUGUGUGUGGGCGUUGUUAUAGUGUAUAGGCUAUUUGCCAAUGUGUGUGGGCACUUUAACUGUGUAUAGGCUAUUUGCCAAUGUGUGUGGGCACUUUAACUGUGUAUAGGCUAUUUGCCAAUGUGUGGGCACUUUAACUGUGUAUAGGCUAUUUGCCAAUGUGUGGGCACUUUAACUGUGUAUAGGCUAUUUGCCAAUGUGUGUGGGCACUUUAACUGUGUAUAGGCUAUUUGCCAAUGUGUGGGCACUUUAACUGUGUAUAGGCUAUUUGCCAAUGUGUGGGCACUUUAACUGUGUAUAGGCUAUUUGCCAAUGUGUGUGGGCACUUUAACUGUGUAUAGGCUAUUUGCCAAUGUGUGUGGGCACUUUAACUGUGUAUAGGCUAUUUGCCAAUGUGUGUGGGCACUUUAACUGUGUAUAGGCUAUUUGCCAAUGUGUGUAGGCACUUUAUCUGUGUAUAGGCUAUUUGCCAAUGUGUGUGGGCGUUGUUACAGUGUAUAGGCUAUUUGUGAAUGUGUGUGGGCGUUGUUACAGGGUACAGACUAUUUGUCAGAUGCAGGUUGGCUUUGUUAUGGGUAUAGACUAUUUGUCAGAUGCAAGUUGGCUUUGUUAUGGGUAUAGACUAUUUGUCAGAUGCGAGUUGGCUUUGUUACAGGGUACAGACUAUUUGUCAGAUGCGAGUUGGCUUUGUUACUGGGUAUAGACUAUUUGUGAAUGUGUGUGGGCGUUGUUACAGGGUAUAGCCUAUUUGUCAGAUGCGAGUUGGCUUUGUUACAGGGUAUAGACUAUUUGCCAGGAUAAUUUGGUAUCUAAGGAGAUGGUUAAUUACAUUGUUCCAAGCAUCUUCUCACCAUGUGACUGGUACAGAUCAGACUAAGUAAUAACAAAAUUCAAUUUUAUACUUUGUAGCAUUCAGUUUAUUGUCAAAAAAUAGUUAAGUUCUAGAAGAAUUAAGAACCAAAGAAAGAGAAAAAGAGGACGGAAAGAGAGACAGAGAGAGAGGAUAAGUAGUUUACUUUUGACAGAAGGAACUACUAGAUAAUAGGUUCUCUAAAAUGAAAGUAUGCUAAUACACUGUAACUUACUGCUUCUCACCACAUAAUAUGCUAAUUCAUAUAAAUUGAGUUUCAAAAUAAGUAUUUUUCAUGAUUAAGAUCAAAAUCACCCACAUAAACUUGGUAUUACCAAACCCAUGUUGUGUAUAAAACUACAGUUCAAGUACAAGUUUUUUUUUUAGAAUUUGGAGUUUUAACUUGGUGACAAAAUCUCUGUAUUUACACUACAGAAAUAAAUUCAAGUUUAAAAAUUUCAAUUUUGAGAAUUAAUAU
This is a messenger RNA of Pecten maximus, 4105 nucleotides long. Its product is annotated as L-seryl-tRNA(Sec) kinase-like. The record is from RefSeq and is a predicted model, not a curated record. Gene Ontology annotation, molecular function: kinase activity; tRNA binding. The transcript is spliced from 6 exons. The coding region runs from base 295 to 1491 and encodes 398 amino acids. NCBI's taxonomy places the organism in Eukaryota, Metazoa, Mollusca, Bivalvia, Pectinida, Pectinidae.